Molecule: messenger RNA, 1323 nt
Organism: Carassius carassius (crucian carp)
Lineage: Eukaryota; Metazoa; Chordata; Actinopteri; Cypriniformes; Cyprinidae
Exons: 5
Coding region: 82-1062 (326 amino acids)
Biological process (GO): positive regulation of T cell proliferation; immune response; T cell costimulation
Cellular component (GO): external side of plasma membrane
Source: RefSeq, a predicted model, not a curated record
AACAGUUAAAACACUUGAACAUAAGUUGAACUGAACAUCUGGUCUCGCGUUACAGAGUGUGUCAGAUCGUCGAGUUCAACAAUGCAGUGUAUCACAAUCAAGGCUAUUCUGAAUUUGAUUUUGGCUUCAACAUUUAUGGGUGUCUUUUUUAAAGCAGCUGUGUGUGAGAAUAUUCCGUCUGGUUUUACGUUAAUAAACCGACCGUACACAUUCCCCGGUAACGCCAGCGGCUGUCAUCACGCUGAAUGGAGAAAGAGACCCCCCGUGGAUGCCACGAUCGCCACAUACACAGACAAUAAGUGCAUGACUGAAGAAGGCUUUGAGGAAGAAUUCACAUGUAAAGAGCAGCAUCUGCUUCUCAAAGCAGCUAAAUACACAGACCAGGGGCACUAUGAGUUCAUCUGUAACAGGGCUACAACGCCAACUCAACUGGACGUCUUGUAUGCUCUAAAGCUGAGUGUAGAAGAGACAGACAACAUCACCUUCACCUGUUAUUCACACAACGCCGAGGAUGUGACGUGGCUGCGUAACAAGGAGAGAGUUUUGCACUACACGAUGGACGGAUCCGUGAAUCCUGGCAAAGGUUACGAGGGAAGAGCAUCGCUGGAGAAGACCUGCUUCAAAACCGGCGAUUUCUCUCUGACCAUCUCUAAUGUUGGCCAGGCAGAUGCUGGCAUAUACCGCUGUUUUGUGGAUGAUGAAACCAUUAAAGGAUACCCACAUGCCUAUGAGCUGCAAGUGAACGAGAAGCGCUCCAGUCCAGGAGACCAAACACACCCCAACUGCAAUCAAGCAACUCUGGUUAUUUAUAAGACAUUCGCCGUAGUUUUGGGGCUCAUCUUGGUUGUCAGUGCGAUAUACUGGAUCAUCAUAAAACUACACAAUCGUCGAUCCACAUCGGCUCCAGCUCCUCAGAAUAGUGAGGAGAACACAACUGAAAAUGACCGUAUGCUGAUGUCUGAUAUCCGCUCAACUCCACCCACCGAGGAACGUCAGCCUGUCCAGGAGAGCGACUACACCGAAAAUAAGCCUUCUGGCACACAACCUAUUUUUGAAAUCUAGCAGAACGAGGCUUGUGAGGAAGAUACAGACAUCUAGGCCUGUUUCAGACCGUUCACUCAAGCAAUAGUGUUCACACAACAUCAGGUUCAUGUUGAGCUUUCACAGUGUUUCUCUUGCUUAAAAAGGUUUUCAAAUAUUGGUUUAGUGUGGCCAAAACUGAUUGUUGCAGACCUGCCAACCUGUACACAUUUUGGACUCAAAGUAUGUUUAUAGUUUCAGGUCAAAGCCUCAUUUUUAGUUUAGUAACUUUAACUUCUGCUU